UGCAGCUGCAGCAGCAUCCACCUUCGCUUUGCCUCUGGCGUCCAACCAGAGUAAUCCCCACGGCUUCCCCCCUGCCCUCCAGUCCUCACCACACCCACAUCACCCCAAUAUGUUCGCGCCUCCAGCGGCCUUGCCCCCACCGCCACCGCUGACAUCUAGCGCCUUGCCAGUCCCCGGACACCCUGCUGCUGGGAGUGCCUAUUCAGAGCAAGACCUUCUGCGCCAGGAGCUCAACACUCGUUUCCUGGCCUCGCAGAGUGCUGACCGCGGUGCCUCGCUGGGCCCUCCGCCCUACCUGCGCACCGAGUUUCACCAGCACCAACACCAGCAUCAGCAUCAGCACCAACACACCCACCAGCACACCCACCAGCACACCUUCACGCCCUUUCCCCACGCCAUCAUGCCCACCCCAGCACCGCCCAUGGUGCGUACCCCCGCCAGAAAUUUUGAAAAAUACCCAACAAAAGUUGACCCCUUCUACAGACACAGUCUCUUCCACUCCUACCCCCCUGCCAUGUCUGGCCUUCCGCCCGUCAUCCCCCCCACCGGGCCCUUCGGCUCACUCCAGGGCGCCUUUCAGCCCAAGACCUCCAACCCGCUGGAUGUGUCCGCGAGACCCGGGGCGGUCCCACACACACUCUUACAGAAGGACCCCAGGCUGACCGAUCCGUUUCGGCCCAUUCUCAGGAAGCCGGGGAAGUGGUGUGCCAUGCAUGUCCAUAUCGCCUGGCAGAUAUACCACCAUCAACAGAAAGUGAAGCAGCAGAUGCAGGUCGACCCUCACAAGCUGGACUUUGGCCUCAAGCCAGAGUUCCUCAGUCGACCUCCGGGCCCCAGCCUCUUCGGCGCCAUCCAUCACCCUCACGACUUGGCCCGGCCAGCAACGCUCUUCUCUUCAGCAGGUCCUACACAUCCAACAGCAGGGCCCUUCGGCCAUCCGCCCCACCACCCCGGAAAUUUCCUCGCCCCCGCCUCUCACUUGGAGCCGUUCAGUAGACCUUCGUCAUUCGGAGGACUUGGCUCUCUCAGUUCAUCAGCCUUUGGUGGGCUGGGAAACCCAGCACUAACAACGCCCAACUCGGUGUUUGGCCCUAAAGACAACCCCGGCGCACAGCAGCACUUCAACAACGGCAGCAACAGCAACCAACAGGAGCCCUGGAACCGGCUCCACCGCACGCCACCCUCCUUCCCCACGCCACCACCCUGGCUCAAACCCGGAGACUCUGAAAGGAGCACCUCCGUCAGCUCGCACGAAAGAGACCGAGAUUCUGACAAACGGGACUCAUCUGUCAGCAAAGAGGACAAGGACAGAGACUCCAUAGAAAAGCGUCACCCGAGUCAUCCAUCUCCGGUCCCUGUCAACCCCAUGGGCGUGCUGGGACACAGCCGGCCCACCGAGCACCACAGGAAUCACCUCCCCUCUGCUCCUGGAGAUCUGCCGAGGGACAAAGACAACAAGGCCAAAGACAGAGAGAGGGAGCAUCCCGACUCCUGGAAGGAUGGCAGCGUAGAUGAGCACAAGCUGAAAGAAAACCAGCACGGCGACAAGGAUGCACCCAUAAUCCACGAUGGCCGAACGUUAGAGGAUAAAGUGUCCAACCGGGGGGCGGCGUCCCCCUACGUCCGCCAGAGCAGCCUGGAGCGUCCCAACGGCGGUCUGAGCCGAGAGAUUCUGGAGAAGAAGAGCGAGCUUUCCUACGAGCACUCGAAAAAGAACAGCGAGGUGAAGGUGAAGGAGGAGAGGAAGGAGGAGCAAGACGCAGACAGAUCUGGGGAGCACCCGACGCAGGCACCCACCACCCCCAACCUGCACCCUCCCACAUCAAUGGCCGUGCCCAUGGGCAUGGCAGGCGUCCAUCCCAUCAACAGCAUCAGUGGCCUGGAGAGGACUCGAAUGGUGGCUCCCUUCAUGGGGAUAAGCCCCAUCCCCGGGGCCGAGAGGUUCCCCUACCCAGCCUUCCAUUGGGACCCAAUGAGAGACCCGUACCGUGGCUUGGACAUCCACAGACGGGACCCUCUGGCACGGGACCUGCUGCUGAGGAACGACCCGCUACACCGGCUGGCCGCACCACGCCUCUACGAGGCCGAGCGCUCCUACAGGGACCGUGAACCCCAUGACUUUAACCGUGACCACGCCCACCCUCUGGUGCUGGAGCAAAGGAGGGAGCAGGAGCGCGCCCAGCUGGAGGAGCGCGAACGCCUACACAUGCUCCGAGAGGACUACGAGCACGGGCGCCUGCAUCCAUCCAUGCACCACCCGGCGCUGGAUGGACAUCUGCCCCACCACGCCCAGGGACUCAUAGCGCCCGGGUUACCCAGCAUGCACUACCCCAGGGUCAGCCCUUCAGCGGCUGCAGCCGCCGCCGCGGCAGCAGCUGCAGCAGCCGCCGCCGCCCAUCAGAAUGGCAUCCUGAACAAGACGCCGCCCACUGCCUCCCUCAGCGCCCCACCCCCUCUCAUCCCCACGCUGGGCGCCCGGCCUGGCUCGCCCAGACGGACUACUCCGUUGGCCACAGAUAUUAGAGACAGACCCUCCUCACAUGCUCACAAAGACAUUGAGGCGCGGUGAGCUGAGCGGUUCCCUUGCCACGGACUAGAGGGCGCUGUAGAGCGGCCACAGCCCUGUGCCUGACUAACACUGAACUCCCACCCAGCGCUUAGCCUUGGGCAAAACACGACUGUAACAUAGCUGUGAAUAACUUAUGUGGGGUGGAAAUCACGCCCGUGCAUUGAAUCGUGUUUUUGUUUUUUGUAAAAAAAUAUAAAGGGACAAUAAUCAUGGAACAAAACAACAAAAAAAUGAACUGGAUUUUUUUCCUCUCCAGUCGGCUCCUGCUUUUUGUGUGCAUUCUCUCUCUUGUAUAGCGAAGUGGUACGGAGAAAACGGAGGGUCUGUAAGAUGUGUAGAGGUCAACAGACAAAACAUUUUUUUGGGAAUGUACAAGUACUUCAGCACUGACAGAGAAGUGUGUAGAUAACGUGUACAGUGGAUGUGCUCGCUCCAUACGGAUAAAAAUCAAGGUACAAAUAUGCAAAAGGGUCUUUUGAAAGCUUUACUUUGAACAAAUGUAAAUAGAGGAGUAUUUAGGGGGAGAUUCAGAAUGUGCUUUUUUGCGGUUUCCUUUUUUUUUUGGAUUUUUUUUCCUUUUCUUUUUCCCCUCCUUGGGUUGACGCAGCUGAUUAACAUUGUACCAGAGACCACCACAUCCAACUAUACCAGAGACCACCACAUCCAACUAUGCAACCAACGUCUGGGCUCCCUCACUGAUAGCCGGCCUCCUCACCACAUCCGAAUGUGUACUGACAAAAAGGACAAGGCUGUAUUCUCUCCACGACGCAGACCUCACGAACGCCUCCGUACACGUCGACCUGACCCGAGCUUCAGUAACACUUGGGCCCAGUUGGUGGAAACGCACCGCAGAACUACGCCAGAGCUACCCGGCCGAGUGUGGCGCGCUGUGGCGGACAGUCCUCGGCUUUGUCAGUGCAUGUACCGCAUUUUUUUUUUUUUAAAGGAUCUGUCGAUGUGAGCGGUCAACAGUGCAAAAGUAAAGGCUUCAAAAGCAAAAACUCCUGCAUCCUUUUAUUUCCAAGUCUUCUUCUGGAGAGAAUGCAGCAACGGGACAGCACAUUUGUUCCUGAAGGAGUGUAAAGUAUGUGUUCCUGUUGGUCAAGCAGUACGUAUAUUCAAGUGCUAUCCGAAGUUGUUGUACUUAACAAAAUGAAAAGACAAAAAAAGCGAGUGGAAGCUCUGAGCAGCUUGUUUCUGACGGGCAGAGGUCUAUUUUAGUAGUUCACUGAAGGUUUAGUCGUGCGCUUCAAACUCUGUGAGAUCAUGUCGUGCAGUGUUUUUUAAUACAAACAUUAAAAAUGUCCACCAGAGCCAUAGUGGUUAGUCAACGCGUAUCGCAAAAAGAUUGUUAAACGAGAGAAUUAUUAUUUUCUUUUUUUUUCUUCCUUUUUUCCUUUUUCUUUUUUUGCUGUUUACCGUGUACUGGGAAGAAGAAAGAAGUCUUUCUAGAUCAUGUACAAAAAUGAGAAAAAAUGAAGCGACUGAAUCUUCAGCAUGCUCCUCAUUUAAACUUGUGUUAUGUAAAUUGUGCCAUGUUAUUAAAAAACU
This is a messenger RNA of Lampris incognitus (smalleye Pacific opah), 4120 nucleotides long. It is a transcript of the gene auts2a, whose product is annotated as activator of transcription and developmental regulator AUTS2 a. The record is from RefSeq and is a predicted model, not a curated record. The transcript is spliced from 12 exons. NCBI's taxonomy places the organism in Eukaryota, Metazoa, Chordata, Actinopteri, Lampriformes, Lampridae. Bases 110 to 2569 code for a protein of 819 amino acids.